This is a messenger RNA of Xylaria bambusicola, 1852 nucleotides long. RefSeq lists its product as uncharacterized. The transcript is spliced from 2 exons. Bases 355 to 1380 code for a protein of 341 amino acids. The record is from RefSeq and is a predicted model, not a curated record. Gene Ontology annotation, cellular component: TRC complex; cytosol. Gene Ontology annotation, molecular function: protein binding. NCBI's taxonomy places the organism in Eukaryota, Fungi, Ascomycota, Sordariomycetes, Xylariales, Xylariaceae. Gene Ontology annotation, biological process: protein insertion into ER membrane.
GACUGGAUCAGUCAGAUCAGAUCAGAAUAUCAAGCACUUGCCUCCAGGUCCUCCUACCGUAGGUCUCGCAGGUCCCACUAUGAAUAACACUUAAUUAUUGCCUACCUACCGGCUCAAUGUACUCAUAAUUGACAAGCAUAUUACGCCCAGCUGUGCACGUACCUUUUUUCAUUUUUUUCUUUAAUUCACCUGAGGGAUUCUAAGUUCCUUGUAGAUAUAACCGCCCCUACUUACUUACCUAAGUAGCCGUCAUCGUGAUCACUACAUCAGCCCCAACCCCAACCCCAGCUAAUCAGUUCAGCUACCUACCUACCUACAUACCUACCUAAGUCCAGCCAAAAAAGAAAGCCCAGCAUGAGCGGCGCCAAGGGCGGCGACAAGAUCGAGAAGAUCAUCGCGCGGUUGCAGGAGAGGAUCAGCGAGGGGCAGUUCUACGAAGCCCAGCAGCAGACCCGCGUCGUCGCCGCACGAUACACCAAGGCCUCCAACUGGACCGCCGCCGUCGACAUCCUGUACAACGUCGCUCUCUCGCUGCUGAAGGCCGGACAGGGUGGCAGCGGCGGCGAUCUCUGCGUCCUGCUCGUCGACACCUACAAGCAGGCCGAGCUCAAGCCCGACCCCACCACCAAGAGCAAGCUGCUCGCGUGCCUGCGAUUGUUCGGCAGCGAGGAGCCCACGCGCAAGAAGUACAUUGGGGAGAUAAUAUCAUGGUCCUCGAGAUUCGGCGAAUACCCCGCGGGCGACCCUGAACUACACCACGUUGCCGGCUCCUUAUACGCAGAGGAGCACGAGGCUUACGAAGCCGAGAAGCAUCUAUUGUUGGGUACCAAGGAUUCGGCCGAGGUCCUGGCCCGCAUGGAAUACGAGUGGUUCAAGGAGGACGAUGCACACACGGCUGCUCAAUACGCCGGCCGAGCGGUCCUGCCCUAUCUGAUAACGGCCAACGUCCGAGCCGCCAACACGGCCUACCAAGUCUUCAUUAGUGCGCUCAGCGACGACAAAGAACCUCAGCUCGGGGCCCAGGUCGUGAGCAGCAACAACGCCGAUAUACGUGUGUUCCCGAGCAUACCGCUCCUCAAUUUCCUCGGCCUGCUGUUACUCGCCAUCCAGAGGGGUAACCCAGACCUCUACAGGCAGUUGACGACCAAGUACGCCAGCCAUCUGAGAGAGCUCGACUCGUGGAACGAGGCGCUGGAGAUAAUUUCCGAGAUAUACUUCGGCAUCACGAAGCCCCGGCAGACCAAUCCUCUGAUGGAUAUGAUGAGCGGCUUCUUCGGUGGUGGGGGUGGCGGCGGGGCUGCUGCAGGCGCGGGCGCGAAGAAGCCCGCCGUCAAGGCUCCGACAUCGACCUCGAUGCCAGCGGCGGAGGGUCUGGACUAAAUCCAAGUUUCGGCGCAGGGGUCGCCUAUAUAGUAUAGACAAAGCCAGCAAUAGAAAAUACGACGGACGGUAUCUAUCCUUUCCGACACGAUGUUGUUGUUCAGUGCACGCGCGGUGGUUCUUCGGCCUCGUACAUCCAGUUGUCCUCGGCCAAGGCGGCUACUUUGGCUCUCAUGCUUGCCUUGAGCGUAUCGAGGAUCUCUGCUUUCCAUGUCAGCCUUACAUGACACUUUUAUUAUAAUGCUCCGCCUCGGCUACCCUACCUUCAUGUUGCACCGGCAUGCGCGUGUGGUUGAUUUGAUGAUGUCGAACGGCCUCUGCUAGUUUCUGUCUCUCUCCUAUAUAUAAUAUAAACACAUUUAGUAUAUAAGCACAUGGUCUCCUCCAAAACUUCCUUACAAAAUGAAAUCGAUUGGAUUUGGUACGUAGGGAGAUAGAUAGGUAGGUAGGUAAGGGGUAAGUAGGUGAUUCA